This is a messenger RNA of Dermacentor andersoni, 1638 nucleotides long. The record is from RefSeq and is a predicted model, not a curated record. Lineage: Eukaryota; Metazoa; Arthropoda; Arachnida; Ixodida; Ixodidae.
UACAGUGUGGCAAAGGCGUUGACACGAAGGUAAAAAACGCUGUCGCCGACAGUCGGCAAAGCGAAAUCGGUGUCGGAUCGGCCUCGUGUGAGUGAGCCUUUAUACGAUGGGAGUGUUGUGCCGAACAAACUCUGAACAUGUGAAUUCUGCGACGCUCAUUGCAAGUGGAACCGGGCUUCGCUUUUGGACCCCGUCGUCUGUCCUUUGUGGUCCAAUAUUGAAUGCAAAUGUGGCGCACAGGCAAGGAAGACCGAACCAUUGUUGCAGAUAUGCACCGUCAGCAAGCCAGGCAUCAGUUCAAUGCACACUCGCAACAUAAACGAAGUAGACCGCUGCCGGCAUUAAACAACCAGCCCGAAAACAAAGGACGUCGGAACGGGACCGAGUACGUUUUCGGGGAGAAACUUAUAUCCUUGCCGGCUACAACACCAAUGCCCUUGGUUCACCUACGGUCUUCGCAUUACGCUGACUUCCCGGAUCUACUGUUUCCACUCGGCCAGCAUGGCUCCGCCGUCGGACAACGUGGCAGCACCUCCGGAGCGAUGAACCCGACCGAGUACGUCGAGAACGGCGAGCCCGAGACGCAAGUUGUACGUGAUGUCUACGACUGCGGCAUCGAGAUGACCCAGCCGUUGGAGCACUCUUCGUCCCCGCAGUGUUCGGAGGAAGAAGGAAGCACCGUGGAUGAGUCGGGCUCCAGUGCCUACGAUGCGACCCUGCACGUGAUGAACACCAAGGACCACCAUUACGGGCAACAGGACCAGGCAGCCACUGGCAGCACUGAGGGCUGCAAUAAGGAGCAGCUGGGCCCAUAUGACACCAAGGAAAAGAUGCUGGAUGGGGCUCUAACACGCCUGUUGCGGUUGCGGCACAAUGCCAGUGUUACCGAGACACUCAACACGCCUGAAAACCUCGGUGGACAAAGCCGUCACUGCGCUCAGCUUAGCCAAGAUCUACACAGCGUCCAUCAGCUGUUUGGGCGACCGCAACCACGCGUGUCGUCGGCGACCACAACCGCGUGCGUGGGAGUCACGCUGACGCCUCCGGACGAUGGGCCCCUCUGUCUGGUCAGUCGGACAGGAACCGUUUCGACGGUGGAGUGGUUUGACUGCGUGUGUUGUCACACACCGUUACGCGUGUCCCUCUUCAUUUCCGAGCAAGCCGUCGCGUGUUUCAACCAGUACCGCCAGGUCGCCAGUCACAAGAGGCGUACAGCCACUCGAAACGGCAAGGAAGUCUGUUUGAUCGGUAGUAUGGCCAUCCAUCGGUCGCCAGUCGACGACGUCCGGGUUCAUCGCGGCCAACGCAAGAGAACAACGCGGACGUCACCCUCGGCGGUAACUAGACUGGCGACCAGGCCGUUCUUCAACACGACCAUCACCUAUACGGCCUCGGCAAGUUCUCCGUUCGCACGUGUGAGAAAAGCCUGGACGCCAGCACAGAGCAGGUAGCUCUGAGAAACGGCAGCCAGCGAGCGGUUUUGACAUCCGAGGCCGUCUGGUGCUGCUUUGAUGCUGCGCGUCAUGAUGACUGACGGUGGGGCCGAGUCAAACUCGGCAAUUUUACUUGUAUUUACCUUUUUUUUCGGCAAAACGAAGCUAAUUUGUCUUCGGCCAUCUGUGUGUAAUUAAAUAUUGA